AAAUGUUUAAUUUACUUUAUAAAAUUUAUUAAUUUAAAAAAUAAAAUUAAUAAAGAGGUCGUAACUUGAUGGAACCAUGAACGGCAAACCGAUCCAUGGUAACACUCUGCGUGCCGUCUGCCAAUAAUAAGAAAAGUCGAAACAUUAUUGACUAAAGAUAAAAUAGAACAAUUUAAAUAUAGCACAAAAAUACAUAUAUUUAUAAAAAUGUUACAUACAUAUAAUUAUGGUAUACGUAUAAUUACGGUAUAAAAAAUUUAACAUAUAAAAGUAAUAAAAUUUUUACAGCAAAUAAACUAAAGAAAAACAGAAUGAAUUAGUUUUUUGAUAUCAUGGUAGAUGACACUGUAAUCUUUUCCUCUACUUGAGUAUACACGUGAGAGGGAUAACGUUAGAUAAGAACAGACAAUGUAACCAUAUAUAUUAUCGAAUUAUUUUCCUGUCCCUGAAUUUUUUACAUCUGCCGUCGAUAGGUGACUAAAAUAUACUAUAUUAAAAUUUGAAUUAAAAAUUACGAAUAAAUUAUGAUUUUUCUCAGCACAUUUAACAUUUCUUUACUCUCAAAUUAUUUGCUUAUCCGCUUGAAAUUAGCCCUUCCCACACAACCGCUUUUACAUGUUCAAAGGGUAAAAGCGAAAGGGUCAGGUACGAGCGAAAAGUGUAAUAAUGCGUGAUCGAACAAAGCGGAGCCUGACACGAAACGCAGCGCAUGACCACGCGGUGGCACACCGAUAACACGCUCGAAUAAUAAGGAUAGCGCCCAUAGAGGAUACAGGGUUGGAUACGCACGCGUGAGCUCGCGUUCGGGGUCCGUCUUCCGUUUCCAGUCCGGUCACUAUGACGCACGAUGUGGAACCGAGUCGAGACACAGUAGACUAUGACGGUUCUAGCGCGCUAAAAAUUUAUUGCAGAUAGAUGGCAACUAUAGACUCACAAUCGCGCUCAUUAAACGAUUUUAAAUAAAUUCAGCUUUAAGAGGAUGCUAAACUGCCCGUCAAAUUUGAUCGAGGUCGACACGAUAUUUUAUCACCCAUAUAAAUUUUUCCUCAACAAGUUGAAUCUAUUAUAUCACUAUUAUAAUCAUACGCGCGGUGAUCAGCGAUGAUUAUAACGUUGAUAUACGCAUUAAGUAACGUCAUACAUAUAAGUUUCAUUUUACUUUUAUUCCUAUGUUAUUAUUCGCGCGUGCACAUAACUAGUUAGUUACAUUUUCAUAAGAACAUCAUAAUUUAACAAUCGCCAUUAUAAUCGACUGUCGAACUUUCAGCUAAGGGCAAUUUUACUUUUACAGCUCCUCAUCAUCUUUUUUGUAACGAACACGUGGUUAAUUCUGAGAGAGAAAACUAUAUAAUACUUAUACGAUCCUUAAACAACUCUAAUUUGCGUAAUAAUUGUCACAUUUUUGACUUAUCAGACUUUUAUAUUUACAUAGGCGGUCUUACGAAUACAUAAAUUAUUACCGAGUAGGAAAAAAAUAAUUUUUAACGGGUUAAUUUCGCAUUAUCUCGCGGCGUUCCGCGUCCUGAACGUUCACUCUAUUUACCGCGCGCACUUUCUUUCCGCGCCGCGUACUUCGUCGUCGCGCCGCACUACUUCUCGAACAUAAGCCCCUUUUUGCGAAAAAAACUGACAUUUCUUCUUUCAGCGAAAGAAUUUGAUGACCACUUUUACAGCAGAUUUUUGUAGAUUUUUCAUGCAGUUGCAUUGUGUGUUUCUAAUAACUUUCUCCCAUUGCGUAUUAACUUGAGCUGCCGUAUGGUGCAAUAAUACAAGUAUUACAGUCGUACUUCAUAGGUUUUUGUUAUAAAAGAUAAUAAAAGAAUUUAUCUUUCAACAAUUUAAUACUUAUAUUAAUAAUGAUUCUCUUUCAUUUAUCAAGGAUAUAAUAAAUAGUUUACGUAUAAAUUUAUUUAUAACGUAUAACGCUAAAUGUUUCUAUACCGGAAGAUAAUAUUCUAUAUAUAUUAUAUAUUUAUAUAUAUGAUCUUACACAUAUAUGGGCUAUUUUUUUUUAGGUGAGUUUAAAAAGUUUGCAAUAAGAUAUUUUAUAGACGAUUAUACACUGGCUCAUUAAUGACUGAAAAUUAAACAGUUGUUUAAUUUUCAAUCGUUUACUCGAUAGAAAUUAUUCAGAAUACAAUUAAUAAACGGAUAUUAAAUAAUAAUAAGUCUGGCGAGAAAAAAGGACUCGAGUGGGUGGAAUAGUUCAACGAUCGACCACAAAGAGCGCUGCGUCGGUUACGUGGAGAGAUACGAUCCUUUGAACUCGAAGGCGGCUCAUUCGGUCGGUGUUUACCGCUACCGAGUAGAUCGUGCGCACCUUUACGCGAUUGUAAUCAUCGUCAGCUACGUCAGUGACAAGUAUUUUGUUCGUCAAAUUUUGUGGCAGCAAAGACGACUCAUCGAGUGACAUUGCGCGACGCAAAGUGAACCGACAGAGUGUUCAAUUAUUAAAAAAAAAAAAAAAAGUUUGAAUUUAAUAAAUAAAAACAUGAAAAAAAGAUUUUAUAUGAUAUUAAAAGACUCGUGUUGUUUCCGCUAAGAAACCAUUGGUUUUCGCUGCGAGAACGUGACGAGCCGAUAGCAUUGGUGAAAGCACUCGGGAUCAUUUCGAUCGGCCCGCGGACUUUCGCGCGGUUAGGCACGGUAAUAAAAUGCGAGCCUCGGGCAUGCUCGCGCCGCUUCAACGGAUUUCCGAACGGGAGUGAACGUUCCGUGAUUACGAGUGAUUUACCACGAUCGAUCGUCGAUGGCGAAAUCUGAGGCAGAGAAUGGUGCGUUUAUCUACGAGCGGGAUCUAUGACUUGGAGAACGUAUAGCGCGGGUGUAUAUCGCGCUUUGCCAAUUGUGUUCGAUCUUGGAGCGUGCACGUGUUUCUUCACGUGUUGCCGCUCACGCAGAUCAUUUUUUUCGAAGGACGUGAGCCGAAAGGAUCACUGCAGCUUUAAGAGUCUAUAAGGAAUUCCCGCAAACACAUUCGAACCUAAUCCCCAUAAAUAUAUUCGACCGUGCACUUAAAAAUGCGCAGAUUUGUAAGCCAUUGGAUUAUCAGUGUGCUCACAUAAAUCUCUAAAUUCGUGCAUCUUUCCAUCUACGCAAGUCGUACAUCGGAAGAUAGCCAUUCUCGAAAACGAAUCUUCUUUCCCUACCGUUAAUCGACGAUGUCUUGAUCGAGUCGAUCGCAAGUCUUCUGGUCCUGCAAAGAUGAUGCACGAUCACUUGAUCCGUCUACCGAUAUUCCCCCUCCUCAUCCUCCUCCACGUCUGCAUUUUUCACUCCUUCGUCUUCGGCGAGCAAUAUUUUAUCGAGCAGCCGCAGCUCUAUCAGGAAGUGUCAUCCGGGCAUGAUGUCAAGCUGCGUUGCGUAGUGAAAAACAAAGACGGCUUAUGCCAUUGGCAGAAGGACGGGAAACCGGUACAAGUAUAUCCUGGCAAGUACGAGUGGGUGGAUAACCGCGACAGCGGCGACUGCUCGCUUACGAUAAAAGAAGCUAAUCUUCUCUUCGAUGACGGCUUUUGGGAGUGCCAGGUCACUUCCAGCCACUUUACCCGCCAGGACUCGCUCACGUCCGACAAGGCCAGACUGCUCGUGAGGGUAAAACCUAAAGAGCCUCAACUGGAAUUAAGAGGAAGCACUCUGGGCACCACCCUAUCGCUGAAGGAGACGCAAGAAGAAAUAAUUUCCUGCGUUUCAAAAUAUGGAAAUCCACCCGCUCUCAUCAAAUGGUUCAUAGGGAACCGCGAAGUGGAAUCUUUCAAGGCGCAGAGCAACGCAACGGAAGUGGAUAAUCCAAAGACUUGGGCAGCUCAUAGUCUUCUAUUGGUGCGUGGUCACAGGCAGCAUCACGGUUUACCGCUCCGAUGUGUGGUCAUACAUCCAGCGAGUUUAACACCACAGAGCACAGAGACGCGACUGGAUGUUCAUUAUUCACCGGAAGUACGACUUGAGACGAGUCCGCAGCCGCUUACGACCGCUCUAGAGGCCGUUCCAGAGGAUUCGGUGAGCUAUUUGAACCUGAAGUGCUUGGCGGACGCAAAUCCAGCCCCAAAUAUCAAGUGGUUCAAAAACUCGAUGCAACUCGACGCGUCUUUGUCAUCACCGACGUCGUUGACGCAAAGCAAAACGAUACCACUGAACGACAGCGUAUGGGGCGCCGAGUUGCGCUUCGAGCCGGUCACGAAGCAAGACGCCGGCCUGUACACGUGCAAGGCGACGAACAACAUCGGUGAAAGCGCACCCACAAAUUACAGGCUCGAUGUGCAAUAUAAGCCAGAGUUGAAGUGUACAGACGAAAACAAUACAAUCAUGGACAUGGAGGAAACGGCACAGUUGGGCUCCAAUGUGGACCCCUUUGAGUGUCGCGAGUUUGAGGCCAAUCCGCCCGCUCAGUACAGAUGGGUACAUCUCCGUGGUAGCCUGAGGGAGACAAUUGAGAACCGGGUACAAAACAAGGGCGGCGGCCGACGCCUGCAUCUCGAAAACAUUAUGUGGUCUGACGAGGGAGAAUACCGUUGCUUCGCCUUCAACACGAUCAACGGCGUCAGACGGGAAACCCAAGACAAUGCACGCUACGUGUUGCACGUGACUGGACCACCGGAGAUCCAGGUCAGACGGUUGCCCGGCGACAGGGACUUGUACGAGUCCGUCGGAUGGGCCGGUGAGCCCGUGCACAGGCUCAAGUCUCGAUUCUGCUCGCGACCGCCACCGAAAUUAGUCGCUUGGCAGUGGGGCAGUUCUCACCUUCGAGCUGGAGAAAAUAUUCAUCCGAAAUACGAAGCUCUGCCGUUAGAACCUAUCGUCGAAGACAAAGUGGUGACUAAUUGUUACUGGGCUAAGAUGGAAAUCAAGGAUCUGCGAAAAGACGAUGCCCGAAUGUAUACUUUAUUGGUGGAAAGCGAGAAGGGCCGGGACUCGACGAACAUCAGAUUGAUAGUGAGAGAUCCCACGGAAAUGCGCGUGAUAGCGGCAACGGUGGCAGUUGGUCUGUUGUUCCUGUUGUUGCUGAUAUCCGUCAGCGUGUACUCGCUUUUGAGGUUACGACGUGGACGAUACCGGCAAAAGGUGGAGGAGGAGGGUAGUAUCGCAGCCGAUGCACUUUACAGUAAUGGCGCGUCAAUGGAUCAGCAAAAGUCCAUCAAUUCGUCUCACGCGAAGGCUUUCACAAGGAAGUCCAGUUUAGACGGCGGUCAGGGUGUGUAUGAUUACAGUCGCAUCGCAAAGCAGACGCGUGCUAUGAGCCCAGAAGCACUGAAAGUUAGAAGAGCACCGGCGGUCUUGCAGCCGCCUACUAUCGUGUAAAAUACAGAUCCUAAUCUAUUUCGUUGACAUUGUGUCUCUUCCCUCAUCGUUGAAUCUUGCUUCUCCUAGCAAUGGAUUCUACUUUUGUUGCAUUUAGAUCUUCUUCCCUUAAUCUCUUCCAUCAGUCUGCUUCUCUUUUUAAGCGGACUCUACUUAUUUUCACGAUUUACUAUAGAUUACAUAUGUGUAAAAUCAAAGAUACUUUUUAAUCAUUUCAACGACGUGAUAUGCAAUGUAUAUAUUUGUAUCGAAUAUUAUAGUCUAAUAUUUAUAUAGAGAACUCUUGACAUAAGUAUUCUCACGAGACUGUCUACUGUUGCUGCGUAUUUUCGUAUCGCGCGCGCGCAUGAUAUGAACAAUUAUUCAUUUUUUUCCUAAAUUUAAGUUAUUUGUUUUUAUAUUAUGUCGUGUGUUCAUUGUAUUCUAUCAUAGUAAGAUUACAAUAACAAUCUGUCUAUUCGAAAUACAGGCAUACCGUGAUAAGUAUUGUAUGAAGAACUCGCGUACCGGUGCAAAGUAUAGUCCGCGUCGUCGGAGCGGAACGAAGCGUAACUUUAAUAGCGGUCGCAUCUCAGUGAUUUUAAUGGCGGUUGCGCGACGAGGCGAGAUCAGUGUAAAACUGGACCUCACAACUGGAAACUGUUAUAUACAGUUCUCCACUAAUAUUUUGACCAAAAAAUGCGAUGUAAGAAGAAACUCUGCAUCUCAAAUGAGCCUCUUGUUUCGAAAAUAGUGCAAAACAUUAUUCCGACUUUAUAUACUUUCGAAAUAAAUGGCUCAAAUAGGAAAUAAGUA
This is a messenger RNA of Monomorium pharaonis (pharaoh ant), 6093 nucleotides long. RefSeq names its product hemicentin-2. The record is from RefSeq and is a predicted model, not a curated record. The transcript has 6 exons. Bases 3205 to 5298 code for a protein of 697 amino acids. Lineage: Eukaryota; Metazoa; Arthropoda; Insecta; Hymenoptera; Formicidae. Gene Ontology annotation, biological process: cell-cell adhesion. Gene Ontology annotation, molecular function: cell adhesion molecule binding. Gene Ontology annotation, cellular component: cell-cell junction.